UAUUGGUUUGUAGUAUACUAGAACCAUACCCAAUUUACUGUGUGGGUUACCGGUGGCAUGUCAGUUGCAUUUUCUUCCUAGCUUUAGCUUGCGAUAUGUGGAAAAGAGAUCAAAUGUCAUGAUAGAAGAAUUAGAGGCUGUUUGAACAGAAAAGUGCCUGACAAAUGUAUUGCUUGUUCUACAAUGUAUUGUACUCCAAGAUUUCAAGACGGGUCAGUAGUUAGUCAAGAGCAUUUGAGUCAGCAUCGUAUCAAGCACACAGAAUAAAAAGUUGUGAGGUGCCAAUACACACUGUGGUCGGUCUCAAGGUCCAUUACAAUACCCUUCAAUGGCUUUUUUUGUGAAAAAGAAGAAAUUCAAGUUUCAGACACAUUUGACAUUGGAGGAGCUGACUGCAGUGCCUUUCGUGAACGGGGUAUUGUUCUGCAAGCUGAGAUUGUUGGACGGUGGAGACUUUGUUGCAACUUCAUCAAGAGAGGAGGUUCAGGAGAACUGUGUUUGCUGGAAGAAGAGGUUUACCUUUGUGUGUAAAAUGAGCACCAACCCCACGACUGGAGUGCUGGAUUCCGCCAUCUGUCGGGUCUCUGUGCGGAAGGAACUCAAAGGAGGAAAAACAUAUUCAAAGCUGGGUUUUACUGACCUCAACAUGGCAGAGUUCGCUGGCUCGGGCUCUGCAGUCCGCUGUUGUCUGCUGGAGGGAUACGACACCAAGAAUACUAGGCAGGACAACUCCAUACUGAAGGUGACUAUUGGGAUGGCCCUCCUAUCUGGAGAUCCGUGCUUUAAAACUGCCCCCAGCACAGCCAAGUCCAUCUCCAUCACAGGCCAGGACCAUGUCCUGCAGCUGGACUGUAAGGGGGAUGGCACUGGAACCCCUAACCGGCCCACUUCUCUGGGCCAGUCCAUGAAGCCCAGGCCCUCGAUCAUCAGCUCAGGUCUUCCAGAGGAGUCAGACCAGACCCAGGCAGCUAGCCCAGGGGAAGUAUUCCAGUCGGGGCACUCUCGUAACUCCAGCUAUGCCAGCCAGCUGAGCAGGAUCUCAGGCUGCAGCACAGAGCACUCCUGCUCCUCUAGUAUGUCUGACCUCACACACAGGAGGAACACCUCCACAGGAAGCGGCAUAUCUGGGGGCCUCAGUGUGACAGUAGACACUCCAACAGAGGGAGAGAGGCCAGGGAGACCCCCUCUACCCCCUCGGCCCGUCUUGCCAUCCAACAGACCCCCCAGGAGGAAGCAGGAUUCAGUGGAGAGCCAUCCCUCCUGGGUGAAUGACACCCGCAUCGAUGCCGACGAUAUUGUUGAAAAGAUCAUCCAGAGCCAGAACUUUGCUGACAUAAGUAACACUGAAGACAGUAACCUGCGACUGUUUGUCAGUAGAGACGGCACCACAUCCCUGAAUGGUUUACUGCGCAGUAACAGGGUGUGUGCUGGUGUCUAUGAGCAAGUGGUGAUAGAGAGCCAUUACGACUGGUGAAGAUUAAUUUUAAUUGAGGCCUCUGCAAUGAAGCUUGUGGACUAACU
Messenger RNA from Oncorhynchus mykiss (rainbow trout), 1521 nucleotides. RefSeq names its product early estrogen-induced gene 1 protein. Lineage: Eukaryota; Metazoa; Chordata; Actinopteri; Salmoniformes; Salmonidae. The record is from RefSeq and is a predicted model, not a curated record.